Molecule: messenger RNA, 2844 nt
Organism: Chelmon rostratus (copperband butterflyfish)
Lineage: Eukaryota; Metazoa; Chordata; Actinopteri; Chaetodontiformes; Chaetodontidae
Gene: slc26a10
Product: solute carrier family 26 member 10
Exons: 18
Coding region: 87-2201 (704 amino acids)
Biological process (GO): transmembrane transport
Cellular component (GO): membrane
Molecular function (GO): oxalate transmembrane transporter activity; bicarbonate transmembrane transporter activity; chloride transmembrane transporter activity
Source: RefSeq, a predicted model, not a curated record
UAUGUAUUGCAACAGACAACACCUUAAGUGACUCUGCAACAGCGCUUGUAUGGUGAGCUAUCAUCACUCAUCUGUACAGGGGAAAUAUGAGUGCUUCUGUGGCCGUGUACAGGAAUAUCUACACGGAGGACCGCUUCAAACAGGCCUACGGCUCCGGUGAUGACACCAGUGGAAGUUUGCGGCUCCGGGAAAAGCUCGCCGGGAGGUGCAGGUGUUCGAGGCGAGCCUGCCUUCACCUGUUGAGGGAGAGAGUGCCGAUUUUCAACUGGCUGCCAAGAUACAGACUAAAGAAAUGGAUUUUAGGAGAUACUAUAGCAGGACUGACAGUUGGUAUUCUUCACAUUCCACAAGGCAUGGCCUUUGCUUUACUCACAUCUGUGGCACCAAUAUUUGGCCUUUACAGCUCCUUCUUCCCCGUGGUCCUCUACAUGUUUUUUGGCACAGGUCGCCACGUGUCCACAGGUACCUUUGCUGUGGUGAGUCUGAUGACUGGCUCUGUGGUGGAGCAGCUGGUUCCCACUCCUCUGGAGAUGAACUCGAGUUCGUCUGAAGCGGCUGAGUUUGAGGCCCAGAGGAUCGGAGUGGCCUCAGCUGUAGCACUCCUCUCUGGAAUUAUUAUGCUCUGCAUGUUUGGUCUUCAGCUGGGCUUCCUCUCCACCUAUCUGUCAGAGCCAAUAGUUAAGGCUUUUACCAGUGCUGCUGCCUUCCAUGUUACCGUCUCACAGCUGCAAAGCAUGCUGGGGUUGCGGCUGCCCCGCCACACCGGGACCUUCUCCCUCUUCAAGACUUUAGCAUCAGUGAUGGAGAACCUGCCUCACACCAACACGGCCGAGCUGCUGAUCUCCUUGGUGUGUUUGGCAGUCCUGGUGCCAGUUAAGGAAAUUAACACGCGUUACCGGCAGCGCCUGCGCACACCUAUCCCAGUGGAGAUCCUCACGGUGAUUAUUGCUACAGGAGUGGCCUAUGCCUCCUCGCUGGACUCUGCUUACAACAUUGAGAUAGUUGGCCACAUCCCAGCUGGAUUCCCGAGGCCCCGGAUGCCGGCUUUGCACACUUUCCCUGACAUCGCUGGAGACACAGUAGCCAUCACAUUUGUUGGCUACGCCGUGUCGGUCUCACUGGCAAUGAUCUACGCCGAUAAGCAUGGAUAUUCCAUACAUCCCAACCAGGAGCUGUUGGCCCACGGUGUCUCCAACACAGUGUCCUCUUUUUUCACCUGCUUCCCCAGCUCGGCCACCCUAGCCACCACUAAUAUACUGGAGAGUGCUGGAGGACACACACAGCUCUCCGGCUUGUUCACUAGUCUGGUCGUUCUGAUUGUCCUGCUUCUGAUUGGACCGCUGUUCUACUUCCUACCCAAGGCAGUGCUGGCAUGCAUCAAUGUUACCAGCCUCAGGCAGAUGUUCUUGCAGUUCCAGGACUUACCUGAGCUGUGGAGAAUCAGCAAGAUGGACUUUGUAAGGGCAUCGAGUAGUUUGGCAAAUAUUCGAGCAAGGAUGGUUUGGGUGGUCACCUGGCUGUCUGUUGUGGUACUGAACGUGGACCUUGGCCUGGCCAUCGGCGUGGUUUUUUCUAUGAUGACCGUCAUCUGCCGCACACAAAGGGCCGGCUGUUCAGUGCUUGGUCGGGCCAGCAACACAGAAAUUUACAGACCUCUGGAGAACCACAGCAAGUGCUAUGAGGUGCCUGGAGUAAAGAUCCUGACUUACAAUGGGCCCAUUUACUAUGGCAACCGUAACUUCUUCAGGGAGGAGAUGAGCAGGCUUUUGGGCCUAACGCCAGAGAAGAUCCGCAGCCGGGAGAAGGCGAGAAAAGCCCUGGAGAAACGGGAGAGAGAGGCAACCGUCAGCACUGUGGAAAGAGGGAUCGCAAACACAUCAUUCUCUUCAGAAAAUGAGUUCUUUAAAUCUGAAACAUCUGAGAGUGAUGUUCAGGCGGUGUUAAUCGACUGCAGCAGCGUGAUAUUUGUUGAUGUUGCUGGAGCAAGACUCUUUACACAGAUGUGCACUGAAUGCCAGAAAAUUGGAGUUCACGUAUAUUUGGCAAAUUGCAAUGAGAGCAUCCUAAAGAUCCUCACAUCAAGUGGUCUAAUGAAUUACAUGAACCCUCAACAUAUUUUCGUCACCGUUCAUGAUGCCGUGAUGUAUAUUCAACAGCAGAAGGAAAAACCUCCAGAGAACACUACGACUGUUUGGGUUUGAACCAGGAGGAAAGUGAUGAGUCAUGCUCCCAUCAGCCACGUGUGUGGACCUCAAACGUCAGAGGGGCACUAAGACUUCUGGAUUAUAACCAGAGACAGCGUCUCUCAGCUGCACAGCAGCGCUCCAGCGGACGGUCCAGACUGUACCGUAUUCCAGUGUUUCAGAGAAGCAGUAGCCUGUUGUAGCACUAUGUCAUGAAUUACAGUCAUUAUUAUUACGUUACAGUGUUACCAGUUCAGAUAUUGGACUCACUCCUGGCACACUUUAAUCUGAUAUUCGUUAUUAUAUCAGAGGUGUUUAAAUCAAGCAGAAUAACUCCACAACAAACAAUCUCAUUAUACAUUUAGUGUGAAAAAAACUGAAAAACAAAUAUGUAGUAUUUUGACUUUUGACUAUAAAACUGUAUAUGACAGAUAUUAUUAUUACUCUGUUCCUUAUUGUCAUAUAUGCUGGAAUAUUACCAUAGUAAUAUUUAUUUAAUUUCUGUUUGCUGUUUGCAAUACAUAUGAAUAUAAAGUGCACUGAAUAGCUUGGUCAAAUACUUUGUAUAUUUAUAUUUUUUUGUAAUAUGUGCUUGAAUAGGCAACUGUGUAUAGUAAAUGUCGCCCUGCCUUAAAAUGUUCUGUCUUUUAACUCCAGAGAG